Molecule: messenger RNA, 1116 nt
Organism: Kwoniella botswanensis
Lineage: Eukaryota; Fungi; Basidiomycota; Tremellomycetes; Tremellales; Cryptococcaceae
Exons: 8
Coding region: 1-1116 (371 amino acids)
Biological process (GO): sphingolipid biosynthetic process; inositol phosphoceramide metabolic process
Cellular component (GO): inositol phosphoceramide synthase complex
Molecular function (GO): inositol phosphoceramide synthase activity
Source: RefSeq, a predicted model, not a curated record
AUGUCGAAACCUGAUGAGAUACCUGCUCUUUCCUAUAUCCUCGAACCGGCUUUGGUAGCUUCCCUCCUUACCGUCGGAUGCUUGUGGAACCGUCGAAAACCAUCCGAAAUCAUCCAAGCCCAUAAUGUAUCCGGAACAACUCCGAUCCCCACCAACUCGUCAACGGACAAUUCGUGGAACUGGAAAGAGAUGAGAUUCUUCAUGUGGAAAGUCAAAGUACCUUCGAAUGAAAGGUUCAGAAUGAAUUUCUUUAGUAGAUUUUUGGGGAUGUUCCCUUUCUUGUUGGAAGUUUGGUAUUGGCUUUUGACCUACUGGAUAUAUCAAAUUGCUCGAGCAAUUCAGGCAUUAACCAUGGGAUCAGAUUUCCGAGUCUUAGCUGAGAAACAUGCUAGGCAACUUAUCACCAUCGAAAGAAUCCUUCAUAUAGAUAUCGAAUUGGGUUUACAGAGAUUUGUGAUGAAGAAAGCAUGGUUAUUGACCUUCUUCAAUAAGACAUACGCCAUGGUGCAUAUCCCUGCUACCAUCGCCUUCAUGGCCUACUCAUACCGAUAUUUCUCCCCUUUGAUCUUCCAGUCGACCAGAAGAACCUUGGUACUAUGCAAUUGCCUGGCAUUCAUCGUAUUUUCAAGUUGGCCCUGUAUGCCACCUAGAUUAUUACCUUACGAAGAGUUCGGGUAUGUCGAUACGUUACAUACUGGAAAAGCUGCUAGUAUAUGGACCACGAAUAAAUUCCAAAACCAACUGGCCGCUUUCCCAUCUCUUCAUUUCGGAUACAGCUUUGUGAUUGGUUUAUCACUCUUGAUUUACUCCCCUCACAAGCUCGUCCGAGCAAUUUCACUGUUCUACCCACUCCUCAUCCUAUUAGUAAUCAUGGCAACAGCGAAUCACUACAUCCUCGAUGCGGUCGGAGGAUUCUUCGUUACCAUCGUCGCGCACCGGAUCAAUCGAUUAGUAUUGAAUCUUAGACCAAUCGAAGAAUGGUUCUUCUGGUUGCUAAGGUGCGAGAGACCAAUAGAUAAAGUCCAAUUUGAUUCGAUCAUCCAAAGUGAUAGCUUCAUCACUGCGAGUCAUAGAGAUAUGUCACAAAGACCCUUGAUGAGUGGUAGUCCCGAAUAA